UCUUUACUGAGCUGCUAAAGUGCACUGUCAGCUUUACCAACGCACUUGGAGCUUCCAAGGAGUCGACCAAAUGCUAGAAUUCGUCGAGAGCGGCUGCUUUCUUCGAUCCUCACCAUUACCAGUUUAUAUACCUGGAAGUUUUAUAUGCAGAAAUGGCAGCACACUGACCAACAUGAUACUGAGGUCACUACGAAGAUCAUCGACUGCAUGCCUGCUCUCUGAAACCUAGGCUACCCAGAAUUCUCUGUAUUCCGAUUCUUCGAAAGAUCUUCAAAGUUUUGAAUUCUGACGACGAACGAUCUUCCUUUGCAUGCUACCUUGCUUUGUGGAUUCUUGAGAAGGAAAAAAAUGGAUUUUUUUCUUGAAAUUCUGCGAUGUCUCUUGUGCUGCAACGAAGAUGAUGUCAACCGUCAUCACUAUGUAACUCUAGAUAGGAGCCCUUCUCCUUCACUGAGUUAUUUCACAAACACUGAUCACACCACAAUACGUCCUCCUUCACCACUAUCUUAUCCAUCCAGAGUUAUUAAUCAGCAACGCAUCAACAGCUCAUUGGAAAGUUCUUACCGUGUUUCUCAGGUGCCAAAAAAUUCAACAUCUCCUUUGACUGACCUACCUGAUCUGCAUUCUUCCAAGUCCUCAUCAUCUUCCUUCACAUCACCUCCAACCUCCUCUGCGACUACGCCUCCAUCUUCCUGCAAGUCAUCUCCAUGGUUACCUAAUCCACUUCCAGACUCCUCUAGACCAUCACUGUCUUCCUCUAAGCCGUCCCAGUGUUCCUCUGUAAAGCCUCCAUCUUCUUCCAAGCCCUCUCCAUCUUCCUUUGAACCACCUCAAUCUUCAUCCAAGCCGCCUCUGUCCUCUUGUGACCCACUUCCACCUUUGUCUAAGCUACCUUCAGCCUCCUCUGGGGUGCCUCCAUCUCCCUCGAAGGAACAUCUGUCCUCCUCUAGACCACCCCAAUUUUCAUCCAGACCACCUCUGACUUCAUCUGGGGUUCUUUCAUCUCCCUCUAAGUUGUCUCCAUGUUCCUCUGGGCAACAUCAUUCUUCCUCCAAGGCUUCUCCAUCCUCCUCUGGGCCACCUCCAUCUUCCUUUGAGCGGCCUCCAAUUUCAUCUAGGCUGACUUCCUCUCCCUCUAAGUCAUCUUCAUUUUCCUCUGGGCCACUUCAAUCUUCCACUAAGUCGCUUUCAUCCUCCACUGGUCCAUCUCCAACCUCGUCUUUGUCUUCCACUGUGCUACCUUCCUCCAAGCCAUCUUCAUGUUCCUCUGGAUCACUACAAUCUUUCACCAAGUCGCUUCCAUCCUCCACUGGGCCAUCUCCAACCUUGUCAUCAUCGUCUUCCACUGUGCUACCUUCCUGCAAGCCAUCUUCAUGUUCCUCUGGGUCACUACAAUCUUUCACCAAGUCGCUUCCAUCCUCCACUGGGCCAUCUCCAACCUUGUCAUCAUCGUCUUCCACUGUGCUACCUCAAAUCUCCAAACUUCCUCCAGUUUUCUCUAAGUCAACAUUUUCUCCAACUCCAUCAGACCUACCAAAACAACCCACAAAGCAAAUUUGGGUAAAGAAGCAUAACAUACCUAUUUAUGCAAUUCCUGAGGAUUUCAAGGAUUUGAUCGAGAAGGACAUUGUACCUGGAGUUCUCAAGAAACCUUUAUCUCCGUCAACCUAUAAAGACUAUUUUGCUGCUUUGCUUUAUGCUGAGGACUUCUACGUUGAGAAGUGGAAAGAGAAAUGGAAGGAUUUCCAUUUGCCUAAUGUCACUCUGAAAUUGCAUAAAGGAGAGAUCAAGAAGAAGCGAGAAGCAAUCAAGAAAAAGAAAAGUGACAAAAAGAUAUUUGUAGAAUUCCAAAUUGAUUUGGACCCCAAGCAUCGACCAUUCUUUUUAUCAAGGGACUAUGUCUAUGUACGGCCUUCAGGAAAGGAAGUUCAAUUUCAGGGGAUUAUUUAUGCUGUGAGGCAAAGAAACCUCAUAAUUGCUGAAUUUGGAGGUGAUUUUCUUUCUCAACAUACAUGGAACUGCAAGCAUAAUGUUACCUUCGAAUUGAAUAGAUUCUGCUUAAAACGGGCUCACCAAGCAGUUGAGGCAUCAUAUGAUCCUUUUUUCUGGAGCUUUCUCUUCCCUGAUGAAGUAUCUAAAGUCAGCAUCCCUGCCUCACUUGGCAUCUCUUCUGAUCAAAAUCUCAAACUUCAAGAGAUCUUGUUAGCACAGACGAUAUCACGGUUGCUCAGUGGCUCACGGCUUCAUCUCAUUGAGGGCCAACUCUCUGUAGAUCCCCAUCAUGAUACACUAUCAACAACUGGAGUGGUUAUUAAGAAAUUGAUCAUCCAACUUUACCAAACUUCUCCAGACUGUAGGAUCCUCGUAAGCACAUCCAGGAAUAGAGCAUGCGAUUUGUUGCUCGGAAGCUUGAUGAAGGAGAUUCCUAAGUCCCACAUGUUCAGAGGAAAUGCUACAUUUAGAGGUUAUGACGAUGUACUUGAUGAUAUCCUCCCUUUGUGCUCUUACGAAGAGGAGGAGGAGUUAUUUACUUGGCCUUCAGUUGAGGAGCUCCAGAAUUUUAAAGUGAUAAUUUCAACCUAUAUUACUAGCGCCCGGCUCCAUGAGCACGGAAUAUGUGCUGGCCAUUUUAGUCAUAUUUUUCUGGUGGAUGCUUCUUCAGUGACUGAACCAGAGGCAAUAGUGUCUCUUGUCAAUCUGGCUGACAAUAGAACAUGUGUCAUAGUGACUGGUGCUUUAGGGAACUGUUCAAGGUUUGUACGCUCUGAAAUUGGUAGGGCUAAUGGACUGAAGGUAUCGUAUUUUCAGAGACUUCUUAAAAGAGAGCCAUACCAGACACUCAAUCCUAUUUACAAAGAUUCAGAAGUGCAUCAUGACUCAACUGUGGACAAGGAAUCAAUAAAGCGUAUGGUGAAGAUAAGUAAGAUAUUGGGCUUUCCAUUUACAGGUGGAGAUCGAGGAGCUGGGGAGUUUUUUACAAGGCUGGUGGAAAGGGAUCAUCUAAAAGCAACUUGGGAAGACUGACAUGGCUGGGGAGGAAAGAGACUGGUGGUUUAUAUACUGUUUUAUACUCGAUCUUCAGUGAAUUAUCAUCUGUGUACUAUGUAUUCUGGUUCUGAGUUAUUGCUUUUUUCUACAUUUUCUAUGAUUUUAGUCCUUUGGAGAGGCAGUCCAAAAACCAGACCAUUUCUCGGGCUGACCAUCAUUAGAAUUUAGAAUUCAGCUUUGGGUAUGAGAGUGGCUGACUCAUGAAAGGUUGGACAAGAUGUGAUUCAAAUCAAUAAAUCUGUAAAUAGUUCUCAA
Nelumbo nucifera (sacred lotus) is the source of this 3303-nucleotide messenger RNA. RefSeq lists its product as uncharacterized. Gene Ontology annotation, molecular function: miRNA binding. The record is from RefSeq and is a predicted model, not a curated record. Lineage: Eukaryota; Viridiplantae; Streptophyta; Magnoliopsida; Proteales; Nelumbonaceae.